This is a messenger RNA of Lotus japonicus, 1421 nucleotides long. RefSeq names its product 1-aminocyclopropane-1-carboxylate oxidase homolog 1-like. Bases 78 to 1199 code for a protein of 373 amino acids. Lineage: Eukaryota; Viridiplantae; Streptophyta; Magnoliopsida; Fabales; Fabaceae. The transcript has 3 exons. The record is from RefSeq and is a predicted model, not a curated record.
UGUGGCUAUUUUUCUCCUACUUGUUCUCAAGAAGGCUUCAGAGUACAAGAUUUCCACUACAAAUUAACAGAAGAAACAUGGAGGGUUCUGCCACUAUAAGAGAUGAAAUUGAAGGAACAGUCAAGGUCAAUUCUGAUAGGCUUCGUGAGCUCCAAGCAUUUGAUGAAACUAAAGCUGGUGUUAAAGGCCUUAUUGAUGAAGGGAUAACAAAGAUCCCAAGCUUAUUUCAUCAUCCACCAGAUAAGUUUGUGAAGGCCUCAAACUCAGACAAAACAGAACAUGUUAUUCCUGUUAUAGACCUUGCAAACGUUGGAAAAGAUCCAAGUGAACGCGAAGAAGUUAUCAGCAAAAUAAGGGAAGCAUGUGAGACUUGGGGUUUCUUUCAAGUGGCUAAUCAUGGCAUCCAUGUGAGUCUUCUAGAGGAAAUGAAAGAAGGGGUGCGUAGAUUUUAUGAACAAGAUGCUGAGGUAAAAAAGGAGCUAUAUUCUCGUGACCAGAAGAGGCCAGUGGUGUAUAAUAGCAAUUAUGAUCUGUAUAGUUCACCAGCACUCAAUUGGAGAGACACUUUUGUGUGUGACCUUGCUCCUAAUCCUCCCAAACCAGAAGACUUGCCUGUAGCAUGCAGGGAUAUACUUCUAGAAUAUGGAACCAAUGUGAUGAGACUAGGAAUUGUACUCUUUGAGUUACUAUCAGAAGCUCUUGGCCUACAUCCAAACCAUUUAAAAGACAUGAGUUGUACUGAGGGGCUUUUUUCACUUUGCCACUACUACCCUGCAUGCCCUGAACCAGAUUUAACUAUGGGAACUACAAAACAUUCUGAUGGUUCUUUUCUGACAGUGCUCCUCCAGGACCAUAUUGGUGGUCUCCAGGUUCUUUACCAGGACAAGUGGGUUGAUAUACCUCCAGUACCUGGGGCUCUUGUUGUUAACAUUGGUGACCUUUUGCAGCUUAUAACAAAUGACAGAUUCAAGAGUGUGGAACACCGAGUACUGGCGAAUCGCAUUGGUCCAAGAAUAUCUGUUGCAAUGUUUUUCAGGUCUGGCCUUCAAUCAUCAACCAAGCUCUAUGGACCCAUAAAAGAAUUAUCAUCAGAAAACAAUCCCCCCAAAUACAGAGAAACCACAUUUGAUGAUUAUAUGGCCUACUUCGAUGCAAAAGGCCUUGAUGGGAUCUCUAAACUUCUACAUUUCAGGCUUUGAGUUGGAUAGUGAAGAUUGAAGUGGUUUAUUUAGCAGGACAAAUGAAUAAACUAAGUUGCAAACAAUAAUGUUCAAUCAAAUUCCAUAUAUAUGACUGUGGCUUGGACUCAAAAUUUGGUAUUUUGAUUAUGUUGUGCAGCUGAGAUACUACUAAGUAACUCCUAUUUACAUGGUUUGAUUUUGGUUUUAAAUCAUCAUGAGUGAAACUAGAAUCUUUGCUUC